Vitrella brassicaformis is the source of this 1037-nucleotide messenger RNA. NCBI's taxonomy places the organism in Eukaryota, Vitrellaceae. The record is from the annotation of a GenBank genome assembly.
AUGAUGAUGGAAGAUGCUCGGGGCGGCGGCCAGGCCUCCCGUGCUAAGAGGGCCAUCCAGGCAGAGAAAAAGACGUCAGGCCAGGGGGUGGAGGAGGGACACCGGCAACAGGGAAAGGAGGACGGCGUAGAGUCGCCGCCAGCCAAGAGGGCCAGAGCAGAGCAGGUCGGCGUCAAUGGCUCGACAGCGGCAGCAGCUGCUGCUGCUUCUUCCCAGGACCACACUGCAGCAGCCCCCGCCCCUCUCUUGACCAACGUGGCCAGCAAGGCGCCCCCUGCCAACAGAGCCGCCAUGGCCGCCGAACCUGACGCCCACAUGGCGCCGGCAGACAGCAGCGGGGAGUCGACCCCCAGGGCGGAGACCACACCCUCGAUCCCCUGCACAUGCCAACCUUACAGACAGGUGAGAGACACACGCACGCCUCACAUGUGUACAUGCGUCCUUUGAUGAAUGCUUUGUCUUGGUGUGUGCAGGCGGUUUCUGGUCACGUGUGAGAAGCAAGCAACGUCUCUUCACGUUACCUCCAGAAAGCAGCGUGUUGGCGACGUCGUCCACAGCGCAUACGAUUCCCUCCUCGCCACCACCCCCAAUCCAAUCUCGGUCAGUCCUCGGUCAGUCGGCCGGCCAUCACACAUUCAUCGCAAUCGACACACGGCCACCCAUGUGAAUGCGUCUCUGUCCUGCCUUCAGACCUUCAGACGCGCAUCACACGAGUCAUCUCCAAGAAUGUCUUCCCCCCGCAGUGGCGUUGAGAUCGAUCGCCGCCUACAUUUUAUAUUUGCAUGUCUCGUCAGACAUUCGGCUACGUUCUCACGGCCUUUCACGUCGCUGAGGGACACCAGCAGCUGAACAUCGGCAGGGCGGAGAGGGCGGGGGAUACCGCCCAAAUGGAGGAGGACGUCAUCUUGGAGGGAGGUGGAGACCGCCGACUGGCGGAUGUACAGCAGGGAGAGGGAGAUGGCGGUUGGGUGGGCGGAGGGAUGUGGUGGUGCCCGGUGCUGACGGCCAUGGGGCCGAGGCGGCCACGAAUGCGGUAA